AGUUUUUUUUUUUAUGACAUCACAGUUUAGAGCGUUCGCCUGACAAGGAUUAGUUUUGAACAUAACCUGUUAUAAAUAUGGCUUUGUUUUGAAUAUAUUUUUGGGUAAGCGAGAUUUUUUGUAAAAAUAUGGCAUUAUUUCCUGCGUACGCUGAAGAAGCGAAAUUGAUAGAUGAGAAUGAUUCGUCCAAAGAGAAACAGGAAUGGUUGGAAAACUCCAGCUACACGGUUCAUAAAAAUGCGGAAGUUCUAGAAAUUGUCGAUUCCGAUAAAGAAUCGGUAAAACCUGCAAGGAAACGUAAAAAGAAAGAAAAGAAACAAGUAAAGGACAAAUCGGCAGUCGAAGAAAGCAAAGACCAAGAAUAUGAGGGUUUUGAAAUUGAUGUCAAGAGAAUAAAUGAGUACUUAUCCGUUAAUACAAUUUCGAGGCCUGCUGUGUCGCGAUAUCGUGUAUCGUAUUACCUCAGCACGCGAAUAAAGUCGAAAAAACGAAGAUUUAAGCGUUAUUAUAAGCUGAUCUUUGAUGAAGAAAAGGGAGACAAAGAAGAAACUCCCAUAACUAAAAGUAAUGUAGACACUGCAGGGUUCGCGGAAAAGGAUGCUAACUUUAGGGGGUUUAAGGAGGAGGGAGAGUUAUCCAAACAGACAGAGACUUUCAAUAAACAGUUAGCAGAACGCUCUGAAGAUGUGAAACUGUGGCUUAAAUAUGUGGACUUUCAAGAUGUCGUGUACCAGUUUGAGAAAAGCUACAGAAAAGGAAGUAUAGUGAAAGCGCAACGGGUGUUGGCCGAAAGAAAAAUUGCCAUUUUAGAAAAAGCUUUGACUCACAAUCCAAACUGCGAGGUGUUACUUCGGGAGAGGUUGAAAGUCGCGGUCAGUGCAUUCCCCGCUGACGAAUUGCAACUGCAGUUAAAAAAAUUGGUAGAAAAAGACCUAGGCAAUAUCAUACUAUGGCAAGGUUACAUAGAGUCGACGCAGUGCUCAAUGUCCCAUUGUAACACUCCGUCCGUGGUCGCUCUGUACUCAAAAUGUCUGUCGACUAUACACCAACUGAGAAGAAACGCCACAGUCGACAAAGAAGUUUUGGAGGAGAGCAUCUUGAGGAUGCUUUACCAGUGCGGACUGUUUCUCAAACAGGCCGGUCUGCUCGAGCAGCUUUGGACGUUACUGAAGAUGUAUCUGGAAUUGAAUUUGUCGCCCACCGAUAAAAACAAAUUUAACAUUGAGAUUAAGUUCGAGGAGAAGCAGCUGCUGGAACUUGAAGAGAUUGUGUUGAAUUCUCAACUGCCGCAUCAUGAACUGUGGCUAAGAACUGAGAAACUGAGGGAGUCGUGUCAUUGGCUGCCCGUUUCAGGCGACGAGCAGUGCGAAGAUCCUCAACGGUUAGUGUUUACCGAGGACGUCGUCGAGCUCAUACAGCCCAUCACGAUGCCAGAGAAUGUGUUUAAGUUUGUGGCCACGAUUUUGGCGUUACUUAAGGUUCCGCUGUUGCCGUGUCGCCACUGCAGUAUGCAAGAUUUGGGGCUGGACUACGUCCCGUGGAGUCUGGACUCGGUCGAGAGCCUUUUGCCGGUGUUCGUGCCGUUGUAUCCCGUGGACACGGUCAGCCCUAAUUUAUUAAAGGACACUGCCAGAUUAGCAGUGGGACCUCAAUAUCUGAAAACUAUCCCGGGGCAGGAUCAGUACUUGAAUUUUGUGUUGACGGUGAUGGAGAACUGCGCGGAUUGCUUAAACGGGCGGGACCAAAUCGCGGUUAGGGUGUGGUGGUUUCGAUUUCAGCGGCUCCUCGUCAUCCUGGACAAAUUGGGCCGCUUCAAGAUGCCCCCCUACUUAAAGAAAAAAAUUAAGGCGGGCAUCAAGAACCUGCUGAAAACAGAGGAGCAUAGGAACAACGAAGUGUUCUACUUGGAAUACGCGCUAAUCGAGGGCGAAUGGGACAAUCCCGAGGGAUGCAAGAAGAUCCUGGAAACCGCGUUGGGCAUGAACGCGUGCACCAAGUGGGUCUCCAAGUAUUGGAGCGAAUCCCAAGCGUGCCGGUGUUACCUAUACAAAACAUUGGUAGAGGUGACGCUUAAAAGUAGGCGUGACGAUGGCGUCGCCAGGAAUGAGGGUCUGAGGCGUCUAGUUACUAUGGUUUUGCAGCGUAACGUCGUAGCGGUGAAUAAGGGGUUACUGAUGGAAGCCGAAACGAAAUUUAAAUCGCUCUCUGUGGAGUUAAUGGACAAUUUCAGCGGAAGGAGGUCGCUGGUAGAACACUUCCUUCCCGAUUUUUUUACCGACUGGGUUAUUUGCAACGGGUGGUUUUUGUUUCUCUCAAAAGGCCCGCUAGAGUGCGGCACUUUCCUGGAGAAAACCCUAGAGUAUUUAGAGAAGUAUUCGGACGAAUCCCGCUGGCACCGCGAGGUUUUAUACGAAUUUUACACCGCCAUUUUAUUCAAACACUGUCUAAACAACCCGGGCAGUGGAAUGUUUAAAAUUCUCGACGACGUGCUGCUCAGAGCGAUCGAAACAUUCCCGAACAAUUUGUACCUGCUAGCGAUAUUGGCCAAAGAGCAAAGUAUGGUGAAGAGUACUGGCCCAGAUUGGUGGAAGAUACAGAAUGUAUUGCUUCAGUCGGGCAGGGCUUUUGCGACCAUCUCGGCCGUACUUAUACUUGAACUGAUCAAACUGGAGCUGGAAAAAGAUAUGACCGAUACCAUAACGGGAUCCGGGUUUGAGCUGACCGUCAGUUAUAAGAAUCGCAUGGCAAAUUUGUUUAAAAAGAUUACGAGGGGCGACAUGUGCACCAGGAGAUGCGGAUUGGCCUGGAGGCUGUACUUGCAGUUCGUGCACAGCCUGUUUAGCCCCACUACAUGCCGCAACGUAUACUAUUCAGCCGUAGAGGAAUGUCCAUGGCUGAAAGCUCUCUACAUAGACGCUGCUAUAUAUAUACCGGCCGAAUUAGCCCAAAUACAGGACCUGAUUAUCGAGAAGCAGCUGAGGCUGCAUGUCGCUCCCGAGGAACUGGACAUACUUAGGUCUUAG
Cylas formicarius (sweet potato weevil) is the source of this 3023-nucleotide messenger RNA. Its product is annotated as nuclear exosome regulator NRDE2. Gene Ontology annotation, biological process: regulatory ncRNA-mediated post-transcriptional gene silencing; negative regulation of RNA catabolic process. The transcript has 4 exons. Lineage: Eukaryota; Metazoa; Arthropoda; Insecta; Coleoptera; Brentidae. The record is from RefSeq and is a predicted model, not a curated record. Gene Ontology annotation, cellular component: catalytic step 2 spliceosome. Bases 129 to 3023 code for a protein of 964 amino acids.